Biomphalaria glabrata is the source of this 6607-nucleotide messenger RNA. Its product is annotated as E3 ubiquitin-protein ligase UBR2-like. Gene Ontology annotation, biological process: ubiquitin-dependent protein catabolic process via the N-end rule pathway; protein ubiquitination. Gene Ontology annotation, cellular component: cytoplasm; ubiquitin ligase complex. The transcript is spliced from 49 exons. Gene Ontology annotation, molecular function: zinc ion binding; ubiquitin protein ligase activity. Lineage: Eukaryota; Metazoa; Mollusca; Gastropoda; Planorbidae. The coding region runs from base 299 to 5722 and encodes 1807 amino acids. The record is from RefSeq and is a predicted model, not a curated record.
UACAAGGCUUUACUAUAUAGAAUCUAGUGAGCAUAUCAUGACAUAUGUAAUAUUUGAUCUUCAUUUUGCAAUCUGCAUAUCAAUUUCCUGUUAUCGACAUCCCGAUCUCUAGAUCUAUUUCGCUUCUAUAAUAAAUGAAUAGAUAAACAUAAAGAUACUUCAAAUGUUGGUCUAAUAUUUUGGCUUAAAAGUAUCAAUUCUACACACACAAUGCUUCUUUGGCACUCCAGGAGCUCUCGCCAAUGAUUCCUCGCGGAUCAAGUCACUUAUAUCCCUAUAGCUUAAACAACUGAUUGGAAUGGAAGUGGCUGUCAAGGAUGCCCCCAGCAAGGAUGCAACAGAGUUCCAUCUAAAAGCUGUUUUACAGAGGUGGAUGACUGGCUUCCAGACCAGCAGAGAAACUUUUGAGGAAGCAGUGUAUUCACAUUUCAAUGACUUUGUACAUUUUGUGUAUGAGAAGGAGGAAGAUGAAAGAAAAGCCAGAAAAUAUUUAUUUCAUCCUUUGGAGGAGUUUAUGUGUCAGGGCGACCCAGAACAGGUUUUUCAACAGCUGCACCACUCGGAUGAGCCCUCUCAACUCUGUGGACACAACUUCAAAAAUGGAGAGCCGACUUACUCUUGCAGGGACUGUGCCUAUGACCCAACUUGUGUGCUGUGCAUUACUUGUUUUCAGAAAAGUCCUCAUCGUAACCAUAGAUACAGGAUGAGUACAUCUGGUGGUGGUGGUUACUGUGAUUGCGGUGAUACUGAAGCUUGGAAGUCUGAUCCAUUUUGUUUACUUCACAAACCCAGGAAAGAAGAAACAGAGAGUGAUUCUAUCAACAUGGAGCCUGCGAUGCAGAACAUUAUGGCCUGGGUGUUUAGGUGUGUUCUGAGAUACUCCUCCACCAUGCUGACAUGGGAGCACAACCUAGUCCUGCCACUGGGCCUGAAGCAGAAAAAUGAGACCAGCUCAGCUGUAUAUAGGUGCAUGUUAUACAAUGAUGAAGUGCAUACUUAUGAUCAGGUGAUUAAUAUUCUCCAACGUGCAAUAGACUGUACUCAGAGGCAAGCUCUGGACUAUGCCACAAGUGUAGAUAGAGAGGGGCGUUGUUGUGUCAAGAGUGGUACUCAAGAAGAGUGUGAGUCUGUCAAACAAACUAUUGAGCGAAAUACUUCAAGACAUGGUAGCAAGGCUUUGAAAGUUGAAGUGAUGGUGAAAGAUCUGGUGGCUCAUCAGUUGUUUGCUUUGAAAAUUUUGAAUUGGCUCCAAUCUGUCAGUGACAAAGCCAGUUCUAUCAGAAAAAUUUUGUGUGGAGUCUUGAUGGAAAAUCAAAUAGUUAACAAUGUGCCCACCCUGUCUAUCCUAGAAGAGUUCAUUCAAGCAGAUACAAAAUUAUGGAAAGUUGCUAGAGUACAAAGUCAUCAGCUACUAAUGGCUUGUGUCCUCAAAGACCCGCCAUCUAAAAAACAAUUUUCUGUGAUAUUUACAAAGUGGUAUGCCCAGAUGGUCCGGGCAUUCAGUGAGGAUGAUCAUGACCAUGACGUCUGUAUGCCCAGCCUCUCUGUACAGAUUUUUACUGUUCCCAGUUUGUGCUACUCUGAGCUGAUCAAAGAGUUUUUGCAAGACGACCACUCCCGUUCCCUCUCAGUUAUACGAUUUUCUCUGCAACUGUUUGGAACCCCUUCGUUGGCUAGGAUGUUGAUUGCAGAACAUGAUCUAAUUACUGUGAUAACUAGGGCAUUUCUCUCGGCUUGUGAGAGGAAGAAGAAUGCUCAAGGGAAAUUAUCCUUUGAUAGAGCAGAAAGAAAUAAUGUCUUUAAAAGAUCCAUUUUUGUAUUGCAUGACCUCAAGUAUGCACUUGUUUGUAAACCUACAUGUCCUGAGGAAUGGACUGAGUCAUUACGAGACAACUUUUUGAGGGGACUGACUACAUUUUUACAACUUCUUUCUCUUAUUCAGGGAAUGGACUCAGUGAAAAGACAGACAGGUCAACAUUUAGAGUUUGACCCUGAGUGGGAGGGUGCCUUUACUAUUCAGAUUAAACUGGAGGACAUCCUCGUGCUUUUCUGCCAGUGGUGUGCAGCUGAUAGGUAUCUCCUUGUAGAAGGCUAUAAAGCUACAAUGGAAGCUUUGACCAACAGCAGGGAGCCUAGUAUAAGGGACAAAGCCUCAGUUGAUGGCUACACUGGUGAAGUCAUUAAGCAUGAUGUUUCCUCUGAUCCAAUCUCCAUACAUUAUCCUCUGAAUAGAUUUCUUGCAGCUCUACAUAUCCAUCUUGAAGAACAUGGAUUAAGUUUCACAUCUCCAGAGUUUCAGAAUCCUACAUUGACCCAGAUGGCUCAGAGGAUGGAUGUGCCCAUGAAAGAACCUCUGGACAUGAAGGAGCUGAUGGAACCUGCCCUGAGGAUACAGGUACUGCUGGCGCAGUCCCAGGCAGGCAUGUGGAGAAGGAAUGGAUACAGCCUGCAAAACCAGGUAUUUUUCUACUCCAACUUGAGAUGUAGACAAGAAAUGUAUGACAGAGACAUCAUUAUGUUGCAGAUUGCUGCUGCACAUUUGCCUGGAGACGAGUUCCUGCUUCAACUGAUUAAUAAAUUUAAUCUCAUCAACUGGGCAAAGUUGGAGUAUGAUAUACCUGGUGGCCAAGAGGACUCUGUCAGACAGACUGUCACACUGGCGGAGGAGUUUCUCAGUCUGAUUAUUAUUUUAAUGGAAGAGCGUUACAUCCCUGGAGUUGGUACUGUGACAAAGAAAGAUACCAUUAAAAGGGAAGUAAUCCACCUACUUUGUAUUUCACCGAUGGCACACAGUAGAUUGACAAAGUCCCUUAAUGAAGAUAUCAAUCAUGAAACUGGCCUAGAUUGGGUUGUGAAUGAAAUAGCUGUGUUCAAAAAGCCCCAGAGUGGAGGCAAUGGUAAAUUUGAGCUAAAACCUGAGCUGUAUAAAGAAUACUCUCCUUACUUCUACCACUACUACAAGGCAGAACAAGCCAAAUCAGAGGAGGUGCAGCGACAGAGGAAGAAACAAAAUGAAGAAGAUUUGGCAUUGCCUCCUCCUGUGCCCCCUCCUUUUAUGAAGCAAUUCCAGGCAGCUUUGAACAUCCUCCACUGUGAUGUCAUGAUACACAUUUUGACCAUUGUACUCAAGAGAACUGCCGCACCAAGGUCAAGGUCCUGGUCAGAAGCCCAGUUUGAUAGGGUGUUGUUCAUCAUUGGCCUGGCUCUUCAUGAACAGAUGCGAGCCAUUGAGAAUGGAGAACGGCCAUUUGACUUCCUCUCUAAAGCUAUGAAGAGCUCUACCUCAUCAGGUGAGCAAUUACCACUGGGUGACAGUAUACUGGCGUUGUUACAGAACCUUGUUCAUAGUCCAAACAUCAGCACACAAGAGUCAAAGGAUUUAUUGGCUUGGGUGCUUAGGAAAUUUGCAGAAGCUCUUAAGAUUCUAGAUGAGCCAGUGGCUAAGGAACAUGCUGAGAGCAUUGCCAAAUGUACUGACCUGAGGUCAGACAUAGAGAGGAAGAAAAGGACUCAAGCUGCUGCCAAGCGCCGAGCAAAGAUCAUGGCCCAAAUGGCCAAGAUGCAGAAAGAUUUCAUAGCUGAGAAUGCUGAACUGUUUGAGAAUACAAGCACUGAGGUUCUUGAGCAGCCUGGGGAAAUGGAGAUUGGGGAUGACAUCUUUAUAGCCCUGGGACCUAACCAAAGCAGUAUGAAAAUGACAGGACCUAUCCAAGUCACAUGCAUCUUGUGCCAAGAAGAACAACGCAUCUCUUCCUCAGGCCGGGUCAUGGUGCUUUCAGCUUUUGUACAGCAAUCCACAGUUUUGAGUCAGAACAGAAAACUGCAGAAAGGAUCCACUGUUGAACCAGACCCACUCUUUCCUCCAGCAGAUCUGAAUAAAGGUACUCACACUAGCUCCUGUGGUCAUGUCAUGCAUCAUGAAUGCUGGCAAGGGUUUUUCACUAACAUAGUCAACCGAGAACGUAGGCGGCCAAUGAGGUUUAGGCACAGCUACAGCUAUGACAUUGAGAAGAUGGAGUACUUGUGUCCAUUAUGUGAGGGACUUAGUAAUACAGUUAUCCCCAUUGUCCCUCCCCUGCCCACGCUACUCAGUGAGGGAGAGAAGAAGUUGGAGCUGAGAUUUGACGAUUGGCUGGAUGGUAUUUUAAAGACUGUAGUCAACAGUAUCAAGCAGGCUGAAGAUAAGGAGUCUCAAGAUGAACUGUUGCUGUUCAAACCUUGUCCCAUCUCAACCAUCACCAGAAUGAUGGCUGAAAGUGUGGCUAAAAAUUUCCAGCUCUUGUGGGAGUAUGUCUAUGAUGAUGCCAGUGGCUGCUUCUCUGAUGGGAUGAGAGAAAUGAUCAAGAAGUUUGCUAGAGAUGUUUACUCAUUUGGCCUUGGAGUUGACCCGGAUGAUGAAAACCCUCGAGUUCCUGUCAUGGCCUGGAACACUUGUGCCUACACCAUUCUUGCUACAGAGCAAGAACUGGAGAGAGAGAAGCUUGGGGUUUUUGAAUGCAUGACAGAGAGACAGUCAGCUCUGCUUGGUGCUUUGGUCAGGUUUGCUGCUGUCACUAGUCAAGUCAUGAAUCCAGACACCAUCAAACAACACUGUAUCCGACUGUUGUCAGCUCUGAUCCCAGGCGAGGCUGAGAAGAGAAAUAAAUCCACUGUCUGCUUGCUGGACUUGAACAUGUUCCACUACCUGGUCAUACUGACCAUGACACUGCCAGCCCUCCAUGCAGAACAGCAGAGGUCUCAUGUUUCCUCUCUGCCUAUGGGUGGACUGAAUGACCAGAAUGCCCUGCAGCUGGUCUUCACUGCCCACUUGGUGCACAUCUUAUUGACCUAUGAAUCCCCAAUUGAAGAUGCUGAAGAAGAUGAUCCAACAUCUGAGAGCCUGGAGAUGCUGGAGUUGUUUAGAAACUUGAGACAGGAAGCACAUGUUAUGGAUUCAGCAAUGCCAAACUCUACAGGUCUGCUGCAGCAUUUGAAGAUAGCUACUCUCCCUUUUUUGAGAUGCUGUGCCAUAUUGUAUCACCAUCUGACUGGAGUAGCUGCUCCACCAGAACUAUCCAGUAAAUCUUCCUUUGAGUUUGGUCACCUGUGUCGUUACCUGGCACUGCCCUCACAUUUACCUGAUUUGUUUACCAAACAAGGAAGUACCACCAGUGAACUGAUACGAAGCUGGUGCUGCAGUCGCACCAUGAGAGAACGUUUAUCUGCCAGCAGUGAGGUGAUCAUACGGUAUCCACUGAAGCUGAACCAUUUGAUAGAGCUACCACAUGAUUACAGUCUCCUUAUUAAUGAGGCCUCAACCUUCACAUGCCCCAAAUCUGACGGGGAUGACAGCCGUGCCCCAACCCGCUGCUUGGUGUGUGGCCGGAUGUUGUGCUCACAGAGCUACUGCUGCCAGUCAGAACUGGAUGGAACUCAAGUUGGAGCAGCCACAGAACAUGCUUACUCUUGUGGAGCCAACAGUGGCAUCUUUCUCAGAGUUCGUGAGUGCCAGGUGCUUCUGCUUUCCAACAAGAUCAGAGGAUGUUUCUUGCCAGCCCCUUACUUGGACAUGUAUGGUGAGACUGACCAAGGACUCAGGAGAGGUAACCCUCUUACAUUAAGUGAGGAAAAUUUCCAGAACAUCCAAAAAAUCUGGUACCAACACAGCAUUCCUCAGACUAUAUCUCGUAGUCUCAAUGGGGAGUCUGGAACAUCAUUUAUGAUUGAAUGGCAUAAUCUCUAAAAACCAACAAAAUUAAACUUCUGAUCUAAUACAAAUAUCAGAAAGUGAACCAGAAAUAAGACUUUUUUCAAGCCCGUGUUCAAGCAUUUGCUAGCCAGAAAAGAUAUGGAGUGAACAAAAAAAAUUUCCUUGUUUUUCUUUGAAUCCGUCACUUCAAAGCUGAAAUCUAUUUUCCACAAUUGGCAUUAAAGUUUCUUCUUCAUCUCCUCCCCAUUGAAUGAAUAUUUGCUCUUGAGGUUUGACUUUCAUGCCCCCUGAUGAUGUUACCGGAAUGAAUCAUAUACUGGGUUGGAUGGUCACCUGUGUUUUACUCUAGUGAUUGUUAUUCUCAUUUUUUUUUAUUUGUCUGCUUAUGGCCAGGAAUGGGGAUUAAACUUUAGGAAAUUCAGUGUGAGCGUGUGUGUGUGUGUGUUACGUGUAGAAGUAUUCUCUUAAGAUCAACACUACGGUACCAUGCGUUGAAUGAAUACUAUGGUGUACAUAAGUAUACAUGGUAGACUGUAUUUGUGUCAAGGAUUGUACUUUGUUUUCUCAGCUACUUGUGUUAAACUUGAAUUGAAAACUAAGACAAAUAUAUAUGCAAACUCUUUUUUUCCUUAUUUAAUGAUGUAUUUAAUUUUAUAUAAACCCCCCCAAAAAAAUGUUUUUUUUUAAUUUUUUUGUUUUACUUUCCAUUUUCUCUUCAUGCGUUUUGAAACUGUUUCUAUAUUUCUGUUAGUUUCUAUUAGUUUGUUUGUUUUUUUCUGUGUGUAAAUUCAAAGGUUUUAACAUCUUUAUCUCAUAAUAAUAGUCCAUUACAUAUUUGUUUUUCUUGUCUUACUGGAUUGUUCAAACCUCAAAACCUAGUUGAUUAAAAAUCUGGCCACAAGGCAUGGCUACACCAAA